Sorghum bicolor (sorghum) is the source of this 1087-nucleotide messenger RNA. RefSeq names its product alpha carbonic anhydrase 7. The record is from RefSeq and is a predicted model, not a curated record. Gene Ontology annotation, molecular function: carbonate dehydratase activity; zinc ion binding. NCBI's taxonomy places the organism in Eukaryota, Viridiplantae, Streptophyta, Magnoliopsida, Poales, Poaceae. The transcript is spliced from 4 exons. Bases 64 to 906 code for a protein of 280 amino acids.
UACCCAUCCCAAACCCACAACGAUCACACAGAAACAAGCGGCGCACAAAGGACAGCAGCUAGCAUGGGUCCAGCUCGCCACGCCGCCGUCGGGACGCUCCUCGCCGCCGUGGUGCUCCUGCUCUCCGCCGCCGUGCCGGGCGCCAGAGCGCAGGCAGAAACAGAGCAUGAAGAGGGGUUCAGCUACAUCCCGGGCGCGCCUAACGGUCCGGAAAACUGGGGCAAGAUCAAGCCGCAGUGGGCGAACUGCAGCGUGGGGCGGAUGCAGUCCCCCAUCGACCUCUCCCACGAGCUUGCCAAGCUGGUGCAAUCCCUGGGCUACCUGAAAACCUUCUACCGACCCGCUGAGGCCACCAUCGUCAACAGCGGCCACGACGUCAUGGUGAGUUUCAAGGGCGACGCCGGGAGCCUGGUGAUCAACGGCACGACGUACCACCUCAGGCAGUUGCACUGGCACACCCCCAGCGAGCACACCAUCGACGGCCGCAGGUACGACAUGGAGCUGCACCUGGUGCACCAGACCUUGGCGAACAAGACAGCGGUGAUCGGCGUCCUCUACGAGAUCGGCCCCAUCAGGGACCCAUUCCUGCAGAUGCUAGAGCCCUUCAUCAGGAGCAUCGAGAACACGAAGGACCAGCCGAAGGACAUCGGGGUUGUAGACCCCAACGGUGCCCGCGGCAGCGGCAGCGCCUACUACCGCUACAUGGGCUCGCUCACCACGCCGCCCUGCACCGAGGGGGUCGUCUGGACCGUCGUCAGAAAGAUUAGCCCCGUGGCAAAGGACCAGGUGAAGCUUCUCAGGGAUGCGCUGCAAGACGGAAAUACGAUGAACGCGAGGCCGCUUCAGGAGGUGAACAACAGGGACAUCAGCAUCUUCCGCCCUAAGCCCCAUCAUCAUUAUCACUAGUGAUGCAUCGGCUGAUCAACAGAGAUAACAUAUCACAUUUCAAUACCUUAUUAUAGCAGACGACGAUAUAUGUAUCUUGUAAUUCUCUAUGUUUCUAUGUACUUAUGUUAUGGAAUAAUCGAGUAAUUAAUUAAUAAAUAAAUGGUCCACUACUUCGUCCACUUACUACGAGGUAAUAUCU